Molecule: messenger RNA, 1392 nt
Organism: Penicillium bovifimosum
Lineage: Eukaryota; Fungi; Ascomycota; Eurotiomycetes; Eurotiales; Aspergillaceae
Exons: 1
Coding region: 1-1392 (463 amino acids)
Source: RefSeq, a predicted model, not a curated record
AUGGAGAACUAUCAUGACUUGGAUCGCUACCAAGACAUCUUUGGCCAGCUUCGAUUGUUGAAAAGUUAUACGCAUUUUCUCCUCUGCUUCCCCAUCGCCGACGAGAGCUCUACCCAAUCAGUCCUCCACGCUCUCAAGGCCGCAACAGACGAAGUGACGUCUAGAUUCCCAUGGCUCAUGGGCAAGGUGAUUACUGAGGGUAGCGGGUCCGGCAAUUCGGGAUUGUUCAAAGUAGCCCGCUGCUCGCGAUGGGAGCCCCCAAACUCGAUCUUCCGGGUCAAAGACUGCACCACAGUGUGUCCAUCAUUCCAAGAGAUCGUCGACGCCAGGGGCCCUAUCCGAUUCUUCGAUCCAGUCGUGCUCGCCCCCAGCGUGGCGUUUCCGCAGAGCUACCAGGAAACCGAGUCCGAUCCUGCGUUUGUCCUCGCCCUACAAGCCAAUGUGGUCCGCGGUGGCUUGCUGUUGGAUCUCGCGGGCCAACAUAAUAUCAUGUCGGGGGGUGGCAUGUUGCAAUUUCUGAAGCUGCUGGCCAAGGUACUCUGCGGGGACACCAUCUCACCGUUUGAAAUCGAGCAGGGAAAUAGGGACAGACGGAACAUGGUGAAGCUGCUGGGGCCCCAUGAGCCACUAAUCGACCUCUCCCAAUUUCACCGUCCGUCGCUACUAGACUCCUUGGUGCCUGCUGUGCCCGCACCCAACGGGACCUGGUGUACAUUCGGCUUCACGGCGGCAAAGCUGGCCGAGUUGAAAUCGAACGCCAGCGAUGCGACCCAGUUCGUGAGCCCUGUCACCUUCAUCUCCUCCAACGACGCUCUCACAGCCUUUUUUUGGAAGGCCAUCACCCGUGUUCGCCUCCGUCUUGGUCGCGUCGACGAUCGCCGGGCUACCAGGUCCAAGUUUGUCCGCGCGGUGGAUGUCCGUUCCACGAUGGGGGUGCCGAAUGAGUACAUGGGUCACAUGGUCUACAACACGUUCUCCACUCUGACCUUUGCGGAAGUGGACUCGUUUUCGCUGGCGACGUUGGCAUCCGUGAUGCGGAAGAAUUUGAUCGACGAUGUGAAUGAAUACGCCGUGCGCAGCUUUGUCACCCUUCUCGAUCGUACCCCAGACAAGACGACUAUCAUGUAUGGUGGGGAAAUGAACCGGGACACCGACGUAGCGUUCACGUCAAUUGCCCAGUCAGAUCUAUAUCAUGUUGACUUUGGCGUUCUGGGCAAAUUGGCGCUGUUCCGUCGACCCAACUUUAUCCCCCGCGCGACAACUGCCAUCAUGUUCCCCAAGACCAGGGAGGGGUACCAGGACUUCCAGGUCUGUUUACAGGAGGAGGAUCUGCGGGAGCUCAAGCAGGAUUCGGAAUGGAUGUCAUACGCGGAAAUCAUUGAUAGAGACUAG